Messenger RNA from Rotaria sp. Silwood2, 255 nucleotides. Lineage: Eukaryota; Metazoa; Rotifera; Eurotatoria; Philodinida; Philodinidae. The record is from the annotation of a GenBank genome assembly.
AUGUAUCCUCGCCUUUUAAAUCGUUUAUUAGUAAGUACUAUUCAUCGGUCGUUUACAAAUCAAUUACAUAGUAAUGGUCGACAACAGUAUCAAUGGUCACGAGCACGAUGGAAUUAUAAUAUUGCAACCUGUACUGGUAUUGCUGCUGUAGCUCUAUCAGGUGGUAUUGUAUUUGUAUUACAUGCUGCAACUGCAUCAUCUGAUAAAAAAUUAACAAAAUCACCCAAAAUUGAUUAUAAUGAUGUAAGUAGAUAA